CAUCAGGCGACACUGGCCUGAGGCAGGAGGUGCUGGGCAGGCAGUAGCAUGGGGUCUCGGAGGGUCCCCAGCCGCAGCUGGAGUGGGGGCGCACACAUGGGUGGCGACAGUGAGGACGAGGGGCCGGUGUGGACCCCUGGCCCGGCCAGCCGCAACUAUCUGCUCAGCGUGAGGCCUGAGACCAGCUUAUCCAGCGGCCGGCUGCCUCACCCCAGCUCUGGAAGAAGCACCUUCUGCUCCAUCAUUGCCCAGCUCACAGAGGAGACCCAGCCCGUUUUUGAGACCACGCUCAAGUCCCGGGCCGUGUCCACAGACAGCGACGUCAGGUUCACCUGCGUGGUCACAGGGUACCCUGAACCAGAGGUGACGUGGUACAAGGAUGACAUGGAGCUAGACCGCUACUGCGGCCUGCCCAAGUACCAGAUUAGCCAGCAGGGAAGCCGGCACACACUGCAACUCUACAGGUGUCAGGAGGAGGAUGCCGCCAUCUACCAGGCCUCGGCCCGGAACUCCAGGGGCAUCGUGUCCUGCUCGGGGGUGCUGGAGGUGGGCCCCAUGACAGAGUACCGCAUCCACCAGCGCUGGUUCUCCCGGCUCAAGCGCCAGGCUGCCUCGAGACUGCGGGAGAUGGAGCAGAGCUGGAGGCGGGGCCCUGAGGUGCCCGAGGCCGACUCCCUGCGCAAGCUCAGCCCCGACCGCUUCCAGCGCAAGCGGAGACUCAGUGGUCCUGGGGCCCUCCCGGCCCCCCACAGGGAGGAGGAGGAAGAGGCCAUAGAGCCCAACCUGCAGCCUGGCUCAGGCCUGACCAACAGCUUUGUUCCUGGGGAGGUGAUCACUAAUGGGGAAGCGGCCCCUGAGAAUGGGGAGGAUGGGGAGCACGGCCUGCUCACCUACCUCUGCGAGGCCAUGGAGCAGGGACCACCGAGGGCCCCCCGGAAGGCAUCCGGGGCCAAGAAGAAGAAGAAUGUUGAGCUGAAGCCAGGCCUGAGGAAGCCUGAGGCAAAGAAGACUCCCUCCCCAAACUGUGUCCCCAGGGUGGACAGGCCACAGCCCGUGGGGACACAGGGCCGGACAGGACCCAAGGGUCAAGCCCCAGGCUCAGCUGCCACAGACAGUGCCAGAAAGCCAGGCUCCAGAGCAGACCCUCGGGAUGGGGCCCAGAAUGCCCUGGCCCCUACUCAGGGGCCAGGCUCAGCCCUCACUCCUGCCCCAGCCCCCAGCUCUGCCCCACCCCCUACCCCUACCCCCACCUCCAGAUCUGCCCCACCCCCUACCCCUGCCCCUGCCCCCACCUCCAGAUCUGCCCUACCCCCUACCCUUGCCCCCACCUCCAGCUCUGCCCCUGCCCCUGCCCUUGCCCCUGCCCCAGCCCUAGCCCAGACCCCAGGCCCGAUCCCAGCCCCGACCCCCAGACCCAGCCAGGAGAUGUAUUUCUCCCUGAAGGACUUGUACGUGGAAAGCACCCUGCCUGAGAAUGAGGCACUGGGGGUGAUGCCCCCGGGGAGGAUAGCCAGCCAUGGGAGGGGCCCUGCUCCUGGGCAGCCUGCCCCAUCCUCAGCCCCUCCACCCACCAGGCCUUUCAAUAGGAGGAGGUUUGCCCCUCCGAAGCCCCCCAGCACCAGCGGAGCACCCCAUUCCCCGCCAAGUCCUGCUCCAGAACUCUCUGCCAUGGGCCCAGUGAAGACCUCCCCCCAGACAUCUGCCCCAACACCCACGCCACCUGCCCGGAGGAGACACAGCACACAGGACGCCCCUGCACAGCUGCCAGCUGGCUCUGGGGCCCCAGGAGAGGUCUUGGAGCACCAGGCAGCUGGGGCCACGCAGGACAACAGCAGGAUGCUGCUUGCCCCCACUGGGCUCAGCACUAUCAGAGGUCCAGACACAGAAGCCCAGGAGAAUGGCUGGAGAGCUGGGGGCAAGUGGAGCCCAGAGGCACACGGGACGGCGGAGGGGGCUGGGAGGAUGCUUGUGGAAACACUGGGAAGCGAGAGGCCAGAGCCAGAGAGGAGCUCCCCGGUGCAUGUGGGGCAGGGAAGGACAGGCUGCCAAGCGGAGAGGGUGGAUGAGAGGACGCAGGACAGAGGGGUGGGGAAAAAGGAGAAGACACAGGAAGACAGAAGCACACAGGAUGAGGAGAGGAUGCAGGAAGAGGAGAGGACACAGGGAGACAGAAGGACACGGCAAGAGAGGAUACAGGAGGACAGAAGGACGCAGGAAGACAGAAGGACAGAGGAAGAGGAGACGACACAGGAAGAUAGAACACGGGAAGAGGAGAGGACACAGGAGGACAGAAGGACAUGGGAAGACAGAAGGACAGAGGAAGAGGAGACGACACAGGAAGACAGAAGAACAUGGGAAGAGGAGAGAACACAGCAGGACAGGACUCAGGAGGACAGAAGGAUGCAGGAAGAGGAGAGGACACAGCCACAGGGGAGUGUCCCCAUGGUCAGGAAAGAUCAUCAGGAGGAGGGGUCUGUGAGCACUGGGGCCUCCCAGCCCCCAGCCCCAGAGCUGCCACCUCCCCAGGCCACUGGGUCCCCUCUGAUGAUGCCUAUGGAGCAGUCCCCAGAAGGGCCCCCAGAGCCACCCGGCCUACUGCUUGGAUGCACGGAGGCAGCGGUGAUGGCCUCUGGGGACCCUGAAGGAGCCGGGGUGAGUCCCCUCGCGAACGUCCUGGAGCCCGAGGGACGAGAGAGCCAUUCAAGGCCCACGCUGGAGGAGGGCAGACAGCAGGGUCCACAGGAGGCACAGUCUCUGGGCUGGGGCCCUGGGCAGCCCGCUGAUCCCCCUCCCCCAGUGGAGCCCACUGCCCCCAGUCACCCUGGAGAGCCCACUGCCCCCUGUCUCUCUGUACCUGGCCUGACCAGUGGCUCACAGGGGGCGCUGCCCAGCACUCCGACUUCCCAGCAUGGCUCUGUCUCCCCACCUUCUGAGGACCAGGCUGAGCCGGGCUCUGCUCCUUCCCUGGACCCCAGCCCCCCCGCCGGCAGUGGGGGGGCCUGUGCUGAGGCACCCGGAGGGCGCCCCCGAUCCUGCGACCCGGGCCUCAUCGACUCUCUCAAGAACUACCUGCUGCUACUGCUGAAGCUGUCAGGCCCUGAGACAGGUGGGGGGGCUGUGGGGUCCCCAGGGCCUGGGCCUUGCGCCCCACUGGAGGUGGCUGGCCUGAGUCCCUGCACCUCGCGGCGCCUGCUGGAGCAUGCAGAGAGCGACCGCCUGGUGCAGAGUGCACGCAGCCUGCUGCUCAGCCCUGCCACCUCCCGCCGCCUCACCAGCCUGCUGGACCAUGAGGUGCAGGCCGGCCGCCAGGCUCUGGACACCAGCCGGGGGCCGCCCACUGUGCCUGCCAUUUUGGUGGGCGAAGACCCCGCCCUGGAGCCUGAGGGUGAGGACAGUGCCUGCCCAAAGGGAGGCCUGGGGGGUCUUCCUGCGGCGACGCCCCAGGAGCUGGCCCUGGGGGCACGCAGGAAGCGGGUGCUGCCCAGGGCCUCAGUCGGCGGGGAUGAGGAACCCAAGCUUGAGGAGAGGGACAGCCCCACUGUCCCCCGGGCACCUAGGAAGGGCCUGGCACCCGUGUCCCCGGGCCAGGAGAGGUGCUCCCCAACCCAGGGCCACAGGGCCAGCCUGCUGGCAGUGCCACGGGCCGAGGACGAGCCACCCACGGAGUCACCCUCAGAGCCCACCGUGGACCAGGGCAGGCAAGAUGAGCUGGGCAAGCCCAAGACGGCCAAAGACCUGCUCCAGGCCCCACAGGUGAUCCGGAAGAUCCGGGUGGAGCAGUUCCCGGACGCCUCUGGCAGCCUGAAGCUCUGGUGCCAGUUUUUCAACGUUCUCAGCGACUCCGUCCUGACCUGGGUCAAGGACCAGCGUCCCGUGGGGGAGUGGGACGCAGCCUGCUGGUGUUUGGGCCGGGGCAGCGAGCAGUCCCUCCUAGGCAGGAACUAUGAUGUCACCAUCCAGGCCUGCAAGAUCCAGAACAUGGGCCGGGAGUACUGCAAGAUCUUUGCUGCAGAGGCCCGGGCUGUGCCUGGCUUCGGGGAGGUGCCUGAGAUUGUCCCGCUGUACCUCAUUUACCGGCCGGCCAGCGCCAUCCCCUAUGCCACGCUGGAGGAGGACCUGGGCCAGGCCCUGCAGCCCUACUGCUCCCGGGAGCCGGAUGCUGCCUCACCCCCCCUGGGCCCUGGCGCUGAGGCCACGCACAAGUGCCACACGUUCCAGCACUGGCUGUACCAGUGGACAAACGGCGGCUUCCUGGUCACGGACCUGGCAGGGGCCGACUGGAAGGUGACAGACGUGCAGAUCGCUACCAGGCUGUGCGGGUACCAAGGCCUCAAGGAGAGCUGCUCCCCAGCCCUGCUGGACCAGUUCACUGCCGCCCAUAGAUGCAACGCCUUCUGUGAGAUGCUAGGGCUCAGGCCCCUCAAGGGCCCUGAGGCUGCCCAUCUCCCAGCCAAGGCCAAAGGCUCCAAGAGUCCAUCUGCUGGCCGGAAGGGCCCCCAGCUAAGUCCCCAACCCCAGAAGAGACAGCCCCCCAGCCCCCAGGGUGCCCGGAAGAGCCCCAGGGCUGGCCCUCAGGCCUUGGAGCCCACCCCACCCUGCAGUCAGCCCCCCACCCAGGAGGGGGCCCCCAAGGGCCUGCAGUAGCUGGGAGGCUGGGGCAGCUGGACCUGAGGGGCUCACGGAGGCCAGUGUGAACAGCAGUGGCUCCUGCAAGGCCCAGCUCCCCCCACCUGCCCACACCUGCCAGCUGGGCCCAUUUGAGUUUACACAGCUACUGCUGGGGACUCCCCAAGUCCCAGCCUGAGCUCUGAUGGCUUGCACUAGGGUCCUCAGCCUUUGGCCGGGUUCCGCCCCCCUGCUGUGGCUCCCAGCUCCUCACUGGCCCACUGCCAUCCCCAGGAUGCCCCUGCCACUGCCUUCUGCUUUGCCUCGCCAGCUUGCUCCUAGCCUGCCCUUCCAGGGCCUUUCUUCUGCCUCUGUGGUGCCUGUAUGCUGUGAGCCCCCCCCACACACACACACCUCCACCCCUGCAAGCCUCUCCUGUAGCCCCCAGUGCCAGCCCUGAGCCCUUGGCCCUGACACCCUCUGCUGUGUGCUUCCCAGGACACACCCCCUUCCCAUGCCUCCCUGGGGGCCCUACAGAGGGUGCAGGCAACUGGGGGAUCUGGACUCUUCCCACGAGGAAAUGUGCAGGGGUGUGGGGGCAGAGUGACCUUUGUGCCUCAGCCCUGGAUCUUGGGCUUUGAACCCAGGGCCUCCAGCUCUGGGGUGGUCAGGGCUUGCUGUGCUGGCCCCCUGGGGCCCCCUGAGCACCCUCCUUGGAAUGCAAUAAAGGCACCUCCAUGCCCUUCCUCACAGCUGUGGUUGUAGGUGUUGGGUCUGACCCAGCUCCCCCAGGCUCUUCAGGGUCCAGGACCAGCAGGGAGGCCGCUGCCAACUCCUGGGGGUUCAGGCUUUGUCCCUGUGGCCACAGUUGGGGUGCAGUUGGGGUGGGGGUCAUGCAGGGGUGGGGAGGAAGGGCAGGGAGGGUGCUAGGGACACUCCUGAUGCCCCCUUCCCUGUGUGACACCCCACUAGUCCUCUAUCAUUGUGGCCCUGUUGAUUUGGGAGCUAGGAACAUGCUGGGGGUGUCCAGUGCAUACUGCCCCUGGCCCCCAUACACUGCAUUCUGGGGAGACAGCCUGGAAUGGGGGGAGGCCUUUCCAAAGGAUAUGCAUUCUUUUGUCUUUUUUUUAAAGAUUCAUUUUCAGGACAGAGAGACGGACCAGAGCACCACUGAGAUCAGUCUUAUGGUGGUGCCAGGAAUUGAACUUGGGGCCUCUGGAGCCUUGGACAUGAAACUCUGGUGCACCACCAUGACACUGUCUCCCAACCACCCCACUUCUUUAUGUGACACCAAAGAACAAGCCUGGGGUCUCUAGCUCGCUACUGAGCAUAUUCCUUCACCUAUCCUUUAUUUUUUAGAAACAGAGGAGAGGGGCAUAGCCAGACAUAGAGAGGAGAGACACAACGGCACCCCUCCACCAUGCAUGGAUAGCCCCCCACCCCACCAAAACCGAGGGCUUGGAUCCUUCCAGGAUGGUGGAGGCCUGGAAGGACCCCUCACACAUGGUAAACCACAUACACACACACACACACACACACACACACACACUACAUACCACAUACUACCCACACAAUACACAUACCACAUAUAAACCACAUACCACUCAUACACACCAUAUACACACACACCACACACACACAACUCUCUCUACAGAUUGUGACUCUUCACAUACAACUGAAGCACAUUCUUCUCUGCCAGUGGGGUCCACUCGGGGUGACAUCCACUGACAAGCCCUGAGGUGAUGGCCAGCGCCCCACUGCCUACACUCUACUGUCCGAGCGAACCCCUCCCCUCUGUGGUUCUGUCACGGCCCAGCCCCAGGGAGAGCUGGUCUAGCAGCCAUGGGCCGACGCAGUCAGCACCUGGGGAAGGCAGACCAAAGCGGGCAAAGACCAUAGUCCAUUUCAUCUCUGUUUAUGAUGGGUGCUUGUGACUCAGCUCUUGUCCCCAGGUCCAGCUCUUUCUGGGUCCUGCCCAGGUGGCUGGCAUUUAGUGGGGUCAUGAUUGCAGAGGAAGCACUGGGGGACCCCAUGGUCACUGGAGCUCUGCCCCCUUGCUCUUGUGACUUACUCACAGUUAGCAGCCCAGCAGCAGGCAGGUAAGGGGUGGGGCCCCUGUAGCCCCACUGUGUCACAGGGCCUGACUGAGUGCUCUACAUACCAGGCCUUGCUCACAGAGCUCACAGGCUCAGCUGCCUGGUGGAGCACAGCACAUGGGGACCCCUUGGUUUUCACAGCACCCCAGAUUUCCACAGGUGGGAGAUGCAGGAGCCUUGAGGAAGUGGGCGCAGACGAGAGCCGCACAGUGUCUGCACGCAACCCUGUGUGCUCAGAACUCUGGGCACAGAUGGAGGGGUGCAGUGGAUGAGGGGUGAGAGCAGGCAGCCCGCAUUCCACACCCACGUGCAGCACCUCCACAAUUCGUCCUUGGGUGCCUGGUGGGUCCCUGCCCGGGGUGAGGUGGGGGGAUGGGGCCUAGCCUAUACUUGUCUCCAGAACCUGACCUGGGUCCCUGGGCCCCUGACACCUGCAGGGCUUUGCUACCAGUACAUUCCACAUGCUCCAUGUAGCAGUCUGCCCUCCCACGGCCUGCUGGGGCUCCCAGCAGAUACCCACACUCGGUGGGUGCUGCCCAGCCUGGGGCCUGGUGGACAAGCCUUUGGUGGCUGGAGACUACCCAGAGCAGGAGUGAGACACCCGGUGUGAUGGGUGUUGCAGCCUGGGCUCAGGGCAGGGGUGUCAUGGGAAGCUGUUCUGCUGCUUGUGCACUGGGCUGAGCCCCACCUGCUUGCCCACCUCCCCUCUCUUCCAGGAAAGCCAGACUUUUGUGCAGUGCCGGGGCCCAACGGGGGCUCAAUGCCACUGAGGUGCCCCCCUGGCCUGAUUCUAAUUCUUUUUUGCAACUUAGCUUAUCCCUGGAGCUUGGUGCCCACAAAGCCCGACCCUUCCCUGUGGCCACUUUUCCUUUCCUCCAAGUAGAGUAAGGGGGGUGGGGAGCGAGACCACAACACUGCCCCAUCAUCCAGGUGCUUCCGUGCGGUGGGCAGGGCUGAAAUCCUGAUCCUUGCACCUGGGAACAGCUGUGUUCUGCCAGGUGAGCCACUCUGUGGCCCCCUCAUAUCUCCGAAAGAGAUAGAGAUGGAAAGGGAGAUGCCACAGCUCCAUCAUCUGUGGAGCUCCCGGAGGCAGCAUAGUGUUCCCGUGUGUGUGCUGCCAGGUGGAACCCAGAACUUCACAUGUGGAAAGGCAUGUGCUCUCCCUGCUGAACUUGGAUGCCCAGUGUCCUCAGGGGGAGACUGUGCCCCAUCUUGGUUGGUGCAGAUGUUCUGCAGGCCGUCCUCUGGGGAGCGUCCAGCCCUGGCUGGUCUCUGUAGCCAGUCAGUCCCACUGGGUGGCUGGCUCCCAGCCCUGGACUUUGCUGCUGAGGCUAGGAGCUCUCUCCCAAUAAAGCCUCUUCUUUCCUGAA
Messenger RNA from Erinaceus europaeus (western European hedgehog), 8071 nucleotides. RefSeq names its product alpha kinase 3 (gene ALPK3). The record is from RefSeq and is a predicted model, not a curated record. Gene Ontology annotation, molecular function: protein serine/threonine kinase activity; ATP binding. Gene Ontology annotation, biological process: cardiac muscle cell development; protein phosphorylation. Gene Ontology annotation, cellular component: nucleus. NCBI's taxonomy places the organism in Eukaryota, Metazoa, Chordata, Mammalia, Eulipotyphla, Erinaceidae.